Micropterus salmoides (largemouth bass) is the source of this 2557-nucleotide messenger RNA. RefSeq names its product orthodenticle homeobox 1 (gene otx1). The coding region runs from base 396 to 1391 and encodes 331 amino acids. Gene Ontology annotation, cellular component: nucleus. The record is from RefSeq and is a predicted model, not a curated record. Lineage: Eukaryota; Metazoa; Chordata; Actinopteri; Centrarchiformes; Centrarchidae. Gene Ontology annotation, biological process: multicellular organism development; regulation of transcription by RNA polymerase II. Gene Ontology annotation, molecular function: DNA-binding transcription factor activity, RNA polymerase II-specific; RNA polymerase II cis-regulatory region sequence-specific DNA binding. The transcript has 4 exons.
CCGUCUCCAUUAGAAAUCACCUUAACACUCUGACAGACAACGACAAGCCCCCUGAAAGCAAAUGAGUUUGAUUUAUUUGGCUGUAAAAGCACCCGGAACCGCACCGAGGACGCGGUGACGCCCGUGUGCUGAUAACUGCGCGUUUCUCCGUGAUGCCGCUCGGUUUGCACAGUUGUUUGUUUUUGAACCAGUCUGCGGCUGUUUGAGUUUUGUGCCCUGCAGACUUCCUACUGCUGGAUAAUUUUACUGCUGCUCGCCUCUUGUGGCCCGAGAGCUCGGGAGAAGGGACGGAGAAAAACAAGUAACUUGGAUCGGCCCCCUGUCCCGUCAAGCUGCAGCAUCGGGGGAAACCGAACCACUGGCCUGAGCUGGGUGGAGCAGUGACCGCCUGUAGCAUGAUGUCCUACCUCAAACAGCCCCCCUACGGCGUCAACGGCCUGGGGCUCAGCGGCGCUGCCAUGGACCUGCUGCACCCUUCAGUGGGCUACCCAGCGACUCCCAGGAAGCAGCGACGGGAGCGGACGACCUUCACCCGCUCCCAGCUCGACGUCCUGGAGUCUCUGUUCGCCAAAACCCGGUACCCGGAUAUUUUCAUGCGGGAGGAGGUCGCACUGAAAAUCAACCUGCCCGAGUCCAGAGUCCAGGUGUGGUUCAAGAACCGGAGGGCCAAGUGUCGCCAGCAGCAGCAGAGCGGCAGCAGCGCCAAAGCCAGGCCGCCCAAGAAGAAGUCCUCUCCGGCCCGCGAGAGCACCGGAUCCGAGAGCAGCGGCCAGUUCACCCCUCCUGCCGUCUCCAGCACGGGCUCGUCCUCGUCCUCGUCCUCCUCCACCAAUCACACGGGCCCGGCGGCGCUCAGCAGCACCUCUACCUCCAUCAGCACCGUCUCCUCCAUCUGGAGCCCAGCUAUCUCCCCCGGAAAUGCUCCCGCCCCUGCCGUGGCCCCGCUCCCAGAGCCCGGACCCCCUUCUAACGCCUCCUGUAUGCAGCGUUCAAUGUCAGGCUCCGCCGCUGCAGCCACCUCCUACCCAAUGUCCUACAACCAGACGCCGGGCUAUGGCCAGGGCUACCCCGCCCCGUCCAGCUCCUACUUCAGCGGCGUGGACUGCGGCUCCUACCUGGCCCCCAUGCACUCCCACCACCACCCCCACCAGCUCAGCCCCAUGACGGCCUCCUCCAUGUCAGGCCACCCGCACCACCACAUCAGCCAGUCGUCAGGCCACCACCAUCACCACCACCACCAGGCCUACGGCGGCUCCAGCCUGGCCUUCAACUCCUCCGACUGCCUGGAUUACAAAGAGCAGACUGCAGCCUCCUCGUGGAAGCUCAACUUUAACACCACAGACUGCUUGGACUACAAAGACCAGGCCUCCUGGAGGUUCCAAGUCUUGUGAUCAGGCUUCGUCCUCUCCCUGCUCCUCUGCUUCCCUCUUCUUCUUCUUUUUAUUUUCCAGAUUAGCAUAUUGCUUGUUUUAAAAAAAGACCGUUUAUGAACCGUAUGAUAACAGCAACAACAACAAGAUAGCAGCAGGAAUGCUCAGCCACCGGACUUUGUUUUUUUCCCCCCUCCCUCUUGUUCCCGACCACUUUUUAAAAAUUAAAAACCUUUUAAAAAAAAUAAAUAAAUAAAUAACAAGAGCAGAGAAAGUGAAGAGAAGACAACAGGAGCAGAUUCCUGAUGAAGAGCGGGGGUUUUUAAGAGGCUUCUACUUGGAUGACCUUAAGAAAACCAAACUGUUUUUCCAAAACACACAAAAAAAGUAAUUUCAACCAAACUCCUUUGACCACCAGCUCUCUGGAUGGGAGGAAUAUUUUCCCCUCUGGUGCACCGACAGGAACUUGCCUGCAGUGCCUCCCUCCUUUUACCUCCGACCCAAUCAAAUCCUGUAUAGUUUUUAUUUCUCAAAAAAUUUGUUAUUUUAGGAUGACAGAGAUUUUUAGUCAGCUACGUCGAGGAGCUGAAAUAUGUAAAUAUGUAUUUGGGUCAGUUACAGUGACCAUGUUUAGUUGGUGUUUUAUUUUUUCCCUCUGAAUUUAAAAUUGUUUAUUACCACUUUGGGGAGAAGAAGAUGAAAAGAAAAGAUGGGGGGGAAAAAAACCUGUAUGUAAAUCUUUCCAAAGAGAACAAAAUUGGCCAUAAAGUUCAGCUUUUAUAUACAUUGUUUUACUCAGAAAAAAAAAUGUCUUGGGAACUCAACAUCUAAAAUAUAGAUGCAGAACUAUUCUGGGCGUUUUGUCCAGGCUACACUUUGUUUUCCGGAUAUUAUUAUUAUUAUUAUAAUUAAUAAUUAUUAUUAUUCUAGCCUCUACAUUUUCAAAGCAGACCUCCUCUCUUGGGCAUUGUGAUAUUGGACAUGUUUGAACUGCAGCACUUGGCUUGAUAUUGGAGUCAGAGCAUUUUAUUAUUUUAUUUUAAUUAUUUGUUUUGUUUUUUUUUUUGGAGGAAGAGAGGAAAUGUGGAUUUGUAGCUCCAAAAUGACAGUAAGAUGUUGAAUGUAUCUUUAAGGCGACCACCCUUACAUACAUGUUCAUCCAAUAAAGAUCCGUUAAGUCAUAUUUA